This is a messenger RNA of Kogia breviceps (pygmy sperm whale), 771 nucleotides long. NCBI's taxonomy places the organism in Eukaryota, Metazoa, Chordata, Mammalia, Artiodactyla, Physeteridae. The record is from RefSeq and is a predicted model, not a curated record.
AUGGUGGCACUCGCUGAGCUCCUGGCUGCCCUCCUGGCCACAGCCUCGGGCUACUUUGUCAGUGUCGAUGCACAUGCUGAGGAGUGCUUCUUCAAGCGGGUCACCUUGGGCACCAAGAUGGGCCUCAUCUUUGAGGUGGCUGAGCGUAGCUUCCUGGACAUCGACGUGGAGAUUACAGGGCCUAAUAAUAAGCAAAUUUAUAAAGGAGACUGGGAGUCCAGUGGGAAAUACACAUUUGCUGCUCACAGGGAUGAAACAUAUAAGUUUUGUUUUAGCAAUAGAAUGUCCAACAUGAUUCCAAAGAUAGUGAUGUUCACCGUUGAUAUUGGGGAGGCCCCAAAAGGACAAGACAUGGAAACAGAAGCUCACCAGAACAAGCUAGAAGAAAUGAUUAAUGAGCUCACAGUGGCAAUGACAGCUGUAAAGCAUGAACAGGAAUACAUGGAAGAUCGGGAGAGAAUAUACAGAGCAGUCAAUGACAGCACAAACAGCAGAGUGGUCCUUUGGUCCUUCUUUGAAGCUCUUGUUCUAGUUGCCAUGACAUUGGGACAGAUCUACUACCUGAAGAGAUUUUUUUGUAGUCUGGAGGGUUGGUUAAAAAGCCUUUUCCUGGGGCUUCCCUGGUGGCGCAGUGGUUGAGGGUCCGCCUGCCGAUGCAGGGGACGCGGGUUCGUGCCCCGGUCCGGGAGGAUCCCACAUGCCGCGGAGCGGCUGGGCCCGUGAGCCAUGGCCGCUGAGCCUGCGCGUCCGGAGCCUGUGCUCCGCGACGGG